Sceloporus undulatus (fence lizard) is the source of this 2526-nucleotide messenger RNA. RefSeq lists its product as uncharacterized. The transcript is spliced from 9 exons. NCBI's taxonomy places the organism in Eukaryota, Metazoa, Chordata, Lepidosauria, Squamata, Phrynosomatidae. The record is from RefSeq and is a predicted model, not a curated record. Bases 135 to 1976 code for a protein of 613 amino acids.
CUGGGAUAUGGAGUCCAAAGACUAGCUACUAUCUGUUUUUGAAAUCCUAAGAUUUUGGAAUAAAGAAGACCCAGGGAAAGCAGAGCUUGUUUCCAUCUUCCUGAUUUCUCCUAAUGGUGGAAUGAAUAGGAAACAUGGCUCAAAGAGUACUGUUAAAACUAGAUGUUAUGAAGCAGUAUGAAAAGAAAAGACUGAGAAAAUAUGACAUGAUUGAGUGCCAAAGCCUUGGGAAAAUACAGUUGAACCCUUAUGUGAGAACUCCAUUGACAUUUGACUUUAAAAUGGGAUAUGAAUCAUCUGGCCCUGUAAAACCAGCAAUUUCAGCAAUGCCAUCUUAUCACCAUGUUAUACAAAAUGGUCAAAGCACAGUGCAGCAGGGGCAAAGGCCGAUGUCUUCACAAGUAACUAGGAAAAAUCACUCUGGAAAACCUGGUGCAAGACCAUUUAGUGCUCCAACCUACUUGAAAUCUAAACCAACUGACCAGAGAGGUAACCUUCAGGCUUUAGAUGGAGGCUUUAUGAUCCUGAAGCUAAAGCCAAAGCUUAAACCUGCUCAUUCUGCCAUGGAGGUUCAGAAGAAAAGAGUACCCGAGCCACAAAUCACCAAUUAUUUCACUGCAGAACUGCAAAGUACUCAGGACCAACAGACAAUGGCCACAGAGGAAAAAGAUGAUUAUUUAUCAACAGAAAAAUCCACUGUUACUGAUGUGGGAAGAAAUCAAGGCCCUCAGGAUCUGGAACAGGAGAGAAAAGUCAAAUUCUGUCCAAAUGGUAACUUAUCAGAUGCCCUGAAUGGAAGCAGUCUUCUCAAAGAUAAUUUAACCAAUGAGGGAGAAAAGACUGAGAAGACUUUUAUCCACUCUGAGGACACACUUCUGAAAAAGAAGAAACUCCCAGUCCCUUUGUGCAUUGAAGAUGAAAUAGAGAAACCAAAUGCCAAAGUAAUCAGAGUUGGCAGUCCAAAAGCAAAAAGCCAAAUUCCUGUGAAAAUGAGUGAAUCAUUUCCCAUCUUUAUUCACAAUGGAGGAUACAUGGAGAAUUAUGUUCUAAAUCGAUGGCUUGCUUUAUAUAGAAAUAAAGCAUUUUACGACAUGAAUAAGAGGGGUGAAGGUUGUAUGCAUCUAAAUCCUGUUCUACAAAAUAACUACAAUGAAUCCAUUGCAAUAAUUGGAAGUAAAAAACCUCCUAAUCUAACUGUAAAAAGGAAGAAAAAGCCCACAUUGUCUGGGAAACCAAAACGCAUUACCAUUCAGAUUUUAUCUGUGGAGAAAGCACGCUGCAAUGUCUGUGCAAGUUCUAAGAAAGAGACACAAUUUGUUCAGAAAACUGGUGCAAGUGUGACUAGAACUAUUAACAGUAACAUUGUAACAGAGAGGAAUAGCACAUGGAAUAUGCCUACAUUUAGCAAAGAUACACUUAUGAUACAGGGAGUGAAUCUUAAAAGUGCUGAAUACCCAGACACUUCAUCUAGCAGUCUCAUUUCAAGAAUGAAAUCCCAACUUCCAAUAAAUUCUGUUGAAGAUGUCCGUAGGAAAGGUAGAAUGAUUUUUGUGGACUACAUACCCAUCUCAAAGCCACUUCCAAUCCACAGGCCUGGUGAUGAAGUCUCACCAAUAUAUGAUCCCACUAAAACCAACCCCGGUGAGACCAACAAAUCUUUCGUGUGUCACCAGGAUAUGUUUGACCAGAGACCCUUCCAGGAUGGAAACAGGGCAGCUGACAUGGAACUCAUAGCACUGCAGAGAAAAUCUCUAAUCCAAGAAGGCAGAAAGGGUUCAAGGAGAAGGCUUACCUCAUCAGCAUCACUAAAGGGCUUCAGUCUUAGGUUCCAGAAACUAGGUAACAGGGCUACGCGUUCCGAAGAGCAGUACAUUAUGCCCACUCACUCAGAAGUUAUAAGUAUACCAACAGCACAGUUUGAAACCACUGAAUCCCAUAGAGAUCAGAGUAUGCAGGACUUUAAUGACAAUUUAUAGAAAUAGACAUCAUGAAGAGAACUGUGCCUUGGCCUAUGAAAUUACAGUUGUUGUGUGGAGCACUUUCAGCACAGCCAAUAAAGCUUGCAAGAAUGGCUUUCUCCAGAUUACUUGCCUUGGUAUAGCGCAGAAUGAUUGCAAACCGGAAGGGAGAUGUAUUGGGUUUUUAUUAUGAACAAUAUAGUUGUUUUCAGGCAGAAUAUUGAGAUAUGCUAAAGGAUUCUUUCUAGGAUGUUGUGUGCCAUCUAGUGUUUCACUACAACAUGACAAAAUGUGAUGUUGUGUUGGCAGAGGUAGUCUCAUUUUUAAAAGAGUAACUAAGACUGUGAAUGUAUCUGCACUACCCAGUGGUGCUAUUAAAAGCAAUUUGAUGCCACUUUUAACUGUCAUGGCUCUGACCUGUGGAAUCCUGGGAUGUGUAGUUUGGCAAGGUACUUACAGUUCUGUUAGACAGCCAUAGCAUGCGAACACAUUUACACACACACACGUACCCUUAACUAUAUACAGUACUAGAGCUCUCAACAAGAAAGAAUUCUAGGGAAUUCAUCAC